Molecule: messenger RNA, 3594 nt
Organism: Armigeres subalbatus
Lineage: Eukaryota; Metazoa; Arthropoda; Insecta; Diptera; Culicidae
Product: ATP-dependent DNA/RNA helicase DHX36-like
Exons: 5
Coding region: 157-3375 (1072 amino acids)
Cellular component (GO): intracellular anatomical structure; cytoplasm
Molecular function (GO): ATP binding; RNA helicase activity; DNA helicase activity
Source: RefSeq, a predicted model, not a curated record
CGUCAAUUUUUAUGUUGCGCGUGCCCCUGCUCAUAAAAAUCACCUCAGUUUUGUAAACUCGCUGGACAGAAUCAAAUCAGACUAAUCAGAGAAUCGCUGCUGGCCGGAAGGUUAUCGAGUGUGUAUGGAAAUCAUUUCUGCCAUCAAGGAAAAUCGAUGUCUGACGGCGAAGAAUCGCUAGAGACCCGUCUUGCAAAAUUUCGUCUCGAUCGGGAAUUGACCAAACAGGAUUCGGCGAUUGGUGGUGUUGCAGUACAACUAGACAUGAACCGUGAGGCAUUUGGAGGAGGGAGGGAAGAAGGUGGAGGCAGAUUUCACGCGGGUGGUGCAUAUAGAGGAAGACGUGGUAGGGGAGGAUUUCGUGGCGAGCGUGCUGAACCCUGGAGAGGAGGGAAACAGUUACGAAGGGACAAAGUCAAAGAGAGGAUGGCUUAUGAAAACGGUGAGGGAGGAACAAGUUCCAGCAAAUUUAAAAGAUUUAGAGAUCCCAGAGAUGAUGAAGUGGUAACUGGAGGAGAUGAAAGGCCCCCACCAGGACUGCGAGGGAGAGCACUGGGUUUGUUCUUUCGCGAUAGACACACCAGAAAGAAAAAAGAAAAGGAGAAGCGAAAAGCAGUGGACAUAACAAUUCCUCAGUGGCAGAUUGAAGAGAUACGGAAACAGCUAAAGCUACCUGAUGGGCAAGGAAAUGUGGAUUUCUUCAAACACUUCAUGCACAAUGAGGAUAUCAAUUCUCCAUUCAAGAACGAAUAUCUGAGAGUGAUCAACAAGAAUUUGGAACAAAUUCUGAAAGAGGAGUCCUUGAAAGCAGAGGUGCCCUCAGAUGAUGCACAGGUAGAGUGGAAGCAAACGAUGAAUCAAAGUUUGUAUGAAGAAUGCAAAAGGAAAGAUCAUUCCGGUAAAAUGAAACACUUUCGGGAGAAGUUACCUGCUUUCGGGUCGAGAGAAAGCAUUUUGGAUAUGAUUGACACACAUCAGGUGAUCCUGGUUAAAGGUGAAACAGGCAGUGGAAAAACCACCCAAAUUCCGCAAUAUAUCCUUGACCAAGCUAUGCUGCAGGGCAAGGGAUCGGAUUGUAGGAUCAUUUGUACCCAACCGAGACGAAUUUCCGCCAUUACAUUAUCCGAGCGAGUUGCUGUCGAGCGUGAUGAGAAAUUGGGUAAAUCGGUAGGAUACCAAAUCCGUUUGGAUUCUAAAAAACCUAGGAAAGAAGGAGCUACCAUCACAUUCUGCACAACGGGAAUAGUGCUAUCUGUAAUGCAGAGCGAUCCCUGCUUGAAGGAUUAUUCCCAUUUAAUUCUAGAUGAAAUUCACGAACGAGACGUCAUUACUGACUUACUACUUGGCAUUACGAAAAUGAUUCUCCCAUACAGACGAGACCUCAAGAUUAUUCUAAUGAGUGCCACCUUGACUGCGGACACAUUUUCCAACUAUUUCAACAACUGCCCAAUGGUUGAAAUUCCAGGCUUAACAUUUCCCGUGGAAGAAUUCUACCUGGAGGACGUGGUAGCUGAGCUUGAUUUCCAUCACUUUGAAGGGGAGUCAAGUAAAACAAACUAUCGCAGUAAGGAUCAACAGCUUAUGAGUUUCUUUGACAUGAUCGAUCCCUACCUCCCGCAAAUACGCGACGAAUACUCUGCCAAGGUAUUGCGCACAAUAAGCAAUCCUCAAAGUGAAACAAAGCAAAACAAUCUAAUAGUGGAGCUUAUUUGUCAUAUUACAACCACCAAACCCGAAGGCGCAAUACUCGUGUUCCUACCGAGCUUGGCACAGAUAACAGAAGUUCAUAAACUGCUCUCCAAUCAUCGCCGUCUAUCGCAGAAGUCCACGCUUAUCUAUCCAUUGCAUUCGAAAGUUCCUCAACUCGAUCAGAAAGCGGUCUUCUCGAGACCCAGACCAGGUACCCGAAAGGUGAUCCUAGCGACAAACAUUGCGGAAACUUCGAUUACUAUCGACGAUGUGGUAUUCGUAAUAAAUGCCGGGCGGCACAAGAUCAACAUGUAUGAAGAUGGCAUAUCUUCUCUGCGCGAUGAAUGGAUCUCCAUUUCCAACGAAAUUCAACGAAAAGGCCGAGCUGGUCGUGUCCAACCAGGAGUUUGCUACCAUUUGUACACCAGAGCCCGCCGGAACGUGCUACUCCAGAACACGCCACCGGAAAUUCUGCGAGUAGCGUUAGAUGAAGUUAUUCUACAUAUUAAAAUUCUUGCUCUGGGGGACGCCAGACAAUUCCUGGAAAGGUUGAUCGAUCGACCCUCCGAUACAGUGAUUGAGGAAUCACUGGAACUUCUCAAUCGUCUCAACGCCAUCGACGACAAAGAAGUUUUAACACCUUUGGGGUACCAUCUCGCUCGUCUCCCAAUGGACCCUCGAACUGGAAAAAUGGUUCUUCUCUCCAGUAUCUUCAGCUGCACCGAUCCAAUAACAUCGAUCGCGGCCAGUCUUUCGUUCAAGGACGCAUUCUACAAGCCCUUUGGCAAGGAAAAAGAAGUCGAUCGUGUCCGUCGGCGAUUUGCUGAAGGCUUCCACAGUGACCAUCUGAUGCUGGCUAAUGUUAUCCACCAGUGGGGUCAACUGUCCUACCAAGAAUUGCACGAAUUUGCGCGGCGAAACUUUCUCAACCAGACCACGUUGAAGCAGCUGUGCAGCAUGAAAGCUCAGUUCUGCGAAUAUUUCCACCAGGCCAAGUUCCUACAGCAUAUCCAGCCGGAAGCCCAUAGCAAUAAUCACAAUUCCGGUAAUGAGAAACUACUGACGGCAAUCGUCGGUGCCGGACUGUACCCGAACGUGGCCUUCGUCCGCAAAGUUAUCCGCAACCGACACAGUGCGGAUGGUCGAGCAAUACUCGCCAUCGAAGGGCAGGGACGGGCCACGAUUCAUCCUUCGUCCGUGAACAGCACGCUGGCAAAUUUCGACUCCAACUUUGUGGUUUAUUACGACAAACAGAAGAUAUCAGAAUUAACGAUUUUUGAUACAACGGUGGUGAAUCCGUUUCCACUGUUCUUUUUUGGUGACAACCGGGUUGAGACGGAAGGGGCUUACGAGCUAAUCUCCAUCGCAGGGCAUUAUUGCUUGAAAUGCAACAAAGAAACAUAUCGACUGAUUCAAGAUUUGCGCGGUGGCUUCAAUCUGUUUCUCCAGAAGAAGAUAUGCGAACCAUCGCCGGUCGAUUGGUCAUCAGAGGAGGGAACUUUAUUGAGGGCGAUAAUCGAACUGAUUACGAUCGAUGGAAAGUUCGAAGACGACUUCGACGAUUACGAAGAAAUGUACCAAGGAUCACACUCGCGACCCACCAUGGACGCCGGACCUCGCCGAAAUCCGGAGGAAAUCCAACUGACGGAUCCUGAUGGACCCAACUAUUUCGACGAUGAUUAUUAAAGCUACGCUCUAAAAUUGAAAUCUUAGAAUUACGAGUUCGUUUUCAUUGUAAAUUAUUAUUUGCAUUUUUUUCAUUUGUUUAAUUGAAAUCUGAAUUCGGGAAAAAAAUGCAUGUAGAAAAUUUUAAUUUUGUAACUGUGAUUUAAAUCCCUACGUGGGUUGAAGUUCGUUGAAUUGGAAAAAUGAGUGAAUAAAGUUAAUAUCAAUGUCCCAACAAAA